CUCUUUGCCAAAAACACAUUAGAAAGGGGAUGAUAUUUGCAUGCAGAGGGAAUAAUUCAUUGGCAAUUUUGCAGUAGUCUCUUCUGUUCUCCCAAAAGAUGGCAAUUUGUUACUUUCGUCCUCCAUUUUGUAGUGUUAGAUGUGUUUGAUUAUUCAUUGGUGUGUCUGAAAUACCAACAAUUAAAACCACAAUUAUUUACUUUUUUUUUUUGUUCUGUCUCUCGCAGUAAAAAAGUUGUGGACGUGCCUAAAGCCAACCGCAUUACUAAAAUACUUCGAAGAAUGGAUCCACAGAAAUGUUCAUUAAUCUUUUCCGGAAUUUUUCCUCUUCCUUCUAUUUAUAUCUUUUAUGAGUUGCAAGGGUUGCCUGGAUUGAGACUUACAGAGUUCUGAAGAAGCAGCUUUCCUCCUCCUGCAUUAAAACCUCACCUUUCUUCCAUCUCGCCUAUUUUCCUCUCAACGACCAUCAUGUCGAGCUUAUAUUCUCAGAGGUCCUCCUCCCCUGCUGCACCAGUAUCCUCACAGACAAGUAGCAAAGAAGACAUAGACAGAAUUGGUGUUGCAAAUAACAGUCAGUAUCUGGCAAAGCUGCUAUCGGAGCAUCAAAAACUCGGGCCUUUCAUGCAGGUUCUUCCUAUAUGUAGCCACUUGUUGAACAAAGAGAUAUUAAGAGUCUCAGGCAUGGUUUCUAGCCAAGGAUUUGGUGACUGUAACUGGAGGCAGCAAAGAAGUCCCAGUCCCAUGGCUAAUUCCGAAUCGAUUUGUAAUUCUGGGACUUGUAUCAGUAUUCUGAAUGCACCCCAACAAGAGAUGCUAGGCUUUUCACAAGGAGUUGCGAUCGAUUGGCGAGGAGCACUUACAAGUCCAAAGUCAUGCAUAAUAAAGAAAGUAUUGCGUUUAGAGAUUCCAGUGGAUACCUACCCUAAUUUCAAUUUUGUUGGACGCCUUCUUGGACCCAGGGGUAAUUCACUGAAAAGAAUUGAAGCAUCAACCGGAUGUCGUGUUUACAUUCGAGGAAAGGGUUCAAUAAAAGAUUCUGACAAGGAGGAGAAAAUGAGGGGAAGACCAGGUUAUGAACACUUGAAUGAUCCGUUGCAUAUCUUGAUUGAGGUAGAGUCGCCGGCAAAUACGAUCGAUGCUAGAUUGAGACAUGCACACGAAGUUAUAGAAGAGUUGCUGAAACCAGUGGAUCACUAUAAGAAGCAACAACUUCAAGAAUUAGCCAUGUUGAAUUCAGGUUCAAGGGAUGGCAGCCCUCAUCCAAGCGGCAGUGUGUCUCCAUUUUACAAUGCUAUGAAGCGUGCACAGGCAGGAUGGUAGAGAAAUUGAUACUCAAUGUUCCUGGAGCAGUUUGAUUCAACUCUUAUCUGAGAGAAAUUUCCUUGUAAAGAGAUAGGCUUUUACAGAAGGCUUUGGAAUACUUGGUGACUGUAUUUUGAUCUACUUGUUCUUCUGAAAAAAGAGAAAGGAAGAUGUCAGUCCAUGAUGUAGCAACUUGUGCUGAUAUCAAUUUGUUUCGGGCGUGCAUAAGAUACUGCUUUUGUGAGCCAAAAUUGAUUAUUUCUAUUCAGUUUUC
Molecule: messenger RNA, 1576 nt
Organism: Zingiber officinale
Lineage: Eukaryota; Viridiplantae; Streptophyta; Magnoliopsida; Zingiberales; Zingiberaceae
Product: KH domain-containing protein SPIN1-like
Exons: 7
Coding region: 469-1320 (283 amino acids)
Biological process (GO): regulation of mRNA splicing, via spliceosome
Cellular component (GO): nucleus
Molecular function (GO): mRNA binding
Source: RefSeq, a predicted model, not a curated record